AUGACCCGAACACAACCUGAAACUAAUCUGUCUGACCCCUGCUACAACUACACUGUGCUGGAUGAACCAUGGAGAGCCACCAGUAAUACAUAUGAUUCAGUCAGAAAGUGUGACCAGUCAGUCACCUGGAGCGGCUGGUAUCGUCUCUUCAUCAACGGUCUGAGCGCUCACAUCCCAGACACAUGUGUUGCACGUGGUAGCUGUGGUACAGAUAUUGCACUGUGGAUUCAUGGUGGACACCCAGCAGCAAAAGAUGGCGUCGUCACUCGAGAUGUCUGUGGUUACUAUGAAAAUUACUGCUGCUAUAUCGGGUCUUUUCCCAUUAAAGUCAAAGCCUGUCCAGGCAAUUAUUAUGUCUAUGAAUUGGUUAGUCCAACUCUUUGCAAUUCAGCAUACUGUGCAGCUUAUCCCACUGUUGACCCCUGCUACAACUACACUGUGCUGGACGAUCCAUGGAGAGCCAACAGCAGUCAGCUAUCAAACUCCUACAAGUGUGACCAGUCAGUCACCUGGAGCGGCUGGUAUCGUCUCUUUAUUAACGGUCUGAGCGCUCAGAUCCCAGACACAUGUGUUGCUCAGUACAGUUGUGGCACUAAUAUCCCACUGUGGAUUCGUGGUGGACACCCAACAGUUCAGGAUGGAGUCGUCACUCGAGAUGUCUGUGGUCAUUGGAAAAGUUACUGCUGCUAUUACGGGUCUUACCCCAUUAAAGUCAAAGCCUGUCCAGGCAGUUAUUAUGUCUAUGAGCUGGUUAGUCCAACUAAAUGUUCUGCAUACUGUGCAGAUCUGUAG
Molecule: messenger RNA, 792 nt
Organism: Carassius carassius (crucian carp)
Lineage: Eukaryota; Metazoa; Chordata; Actinopteri; Cypriniformes; Cyprinidae
Product: pancreatic secretory granule membrane major glycoprotein GP2-like
Exons: 4
Coding region: 1-792 (263 amino acids)
Source: RefSeq, a predicted model, not a curated record